GAUCUGCUAGCAAAGAGUUCCGGGGGCAGGGGUAAGGGGAGGGGGGUCUGCCGGGAGGACCAUGGGGGGAGCAGAGGGGUGUCGGGGAGGGGCCAGGGAGUCACCUCAGCUUAGUCCUUGUGCUUAGUCCCUGGCCCCACGGGGCCGGUCACGGCCUUGGCACCGAGUCCUUCCUGGCCCUGAACCCAUCCUGCCGGGCCUCUGUCCACCCCCGCCUCCUCCCGUCCCUGCUCUCCUCCGGCUUCAGGCCGCUUUUCUGCGUCCUUCUUGGAUUCUUCACAAGCCCCGUGCUGAGAUCUGGAAACAAAGAUGGUGGCCAUUCAUAUACUGGGAAAUGACUGAAUGAGUGAUAUACCGGAAGAUUAUUGAGCCAUGAGAAAAGAUGAAGGGCAGUGUCAGAGAAACCUGGGGAGAAUUAUCUGAGUUGAUAUAGAGAGAAGGGUGUGAACCAGGAAAAAUAGAUUAAUUAUACUUUAGCAACACCAGUCUGUGUCAUGAACACUCAUGAGUCCAGAACAGUGAUUACCCAAAUCUUUUGUAAUUGAAAAUUAUUUCAAGAAUAAAAAUAAAACCUGUUGGAUGACUAGUUUGCUCAGUGAAUAGAGAACUAGGUCUGGAGUUGGGAGGACCUAGGUUCAAAUCUGGCCUUGGAGGCUAUCUAGCUAUGUGACCCUAGACAAGGCACUAAACUGCAUUUGUCUAACUUGUGCUAUUCUUUUUUUUAGAAUUGAUAGUAAGACAAAAUGACAAAGGUUGAAAAAGAAAGUAUGUUAUGAACUAUCCCCUCCCAGACAUUUAUUUUGUUCUUCCUAAUAAUGUUCAAACUCUAUACGUCAAAUACUUAUGUGACUUAGUUAACAUAUUGUUACGGGUAAAAUUUAGGGUUGAGACUGAAGAUAUUUUUUAGUUGGUUACCAGGAAUUUAAAUUUUAAAUCCCAAUGAAAUACUCAAGUCAGAAUGGAAUUUUAUGGGGGGUUAUUUACAAUAGAAGGAAGAAAUUAAGAAUGAGAAAGAGAGAGGGAAAGAGGGAGGAUAGCUGCCCUGGCCUGGUCUGAACCCAGUGGAAGUUCAAAAGCCUCAGCCAAGGUACCUUCCCAGAUGAUUAAAUCUAGCUCAGCUUCCAGCCAUGAGGCCUCCUCAGAGGCUGGUGCCUCCAGAAAGCCGAGGAAAGGGGAGUCAUCACGUGAUCAUCUCAGGGAAGCAGCCUGAGGUCACAUGCUUGAGCUCCUCCAAGUCAAGUUCCACUGCCCAAGUCCCUCUCACAGGAAGUGAUGCAAAAUAUAGCAGUUCUUUAUGUCACUUCCUGUGUCUUACAUGUACCAAUGAUGGCUUAAACUUGGCAUUGGACAGCCCAGGGAUUCAGUCAUUUGUUUCUGAUUUUUCACUUCCUAGCACAUGUCAGUCAUAGACCUUCCUCCCCCACACAUAAUCCUUAAGUGGGGGCGUCUACAUUCCUGGUGGCUAAAAUUCUAAAGACUAAGCAGGGUGGCAUAAAUCUAAAAUUCACAAUUUUCCACAUUUCCCCUGGGAAAGUAUGAAAUACAGCAUUUUAUUCUACUCUAAAUUAUGAAAAUGUACUGUGUAGCUUUCCAUAAUAAUUAUUUUAACCCAAUAAGAACUCAAGCUACUAUUACAAAUAAGAUUUAAAUUCACAUUCAUUUUACACAUGUUGAAAACAAAUAGCAUUUUUAAUUGAGUAAAUCAUGAGUUGGAAACUAUUGACUAUAAUAGCUGAAAUGAAGCCCAAGUUGGACUUUUUUCUCUGAACAACAGUGUGUAACAUGUGAUGCCAAACCUAAUCCUCCAUUGGCUUCCACAUCCAGUUGAUUUUAGAGCCAGCAUUUCAGAGGGAGACUCUAUAGAGUUUCCCAUAACUAUGUCAGAAGGGAGAUCCAGUUAUUAGCUCCAUUUUACAAUUAAAGAAACAAGGGUAGUCAGGGGAAGUGACUUGGCCAGGGUCACAGGGCAAGUGUCUCAGGUGGGAUUCCAGAUAGCCAGGCCCAGGUUUCUAUCCACUGUGCUACCAGAAGGAGAGAGAAUCUCACUGGACAGAAGUUUGUGCUAUGCCAAUUGAAGCAGGAAGGUCCGUAGAAUCCCAGGCCAGCAGCCCCAAAGCCCCACUGCUUCCUGCAUUCUGUCAGCUCCGAGCCUUGGAGGCAGCCACAGCCCCGUUCUGGGAAGGGAGAAUGGACGGUGCUGCUCCCUCUCCAGAACUCACUCAAAGUGUUCCCUCACAGAGGAGUCGAGCGCCAAGCUGGGGAGACUUUUCCAAGUCCUCUUGUUGAUAGCCGGAAAUGUAUUCUUUAGUCAUCCAACAGCCUGAGGAGCUCCGAGCUGUCAGGGGGCUUCUUCAGUGGCCUGAUGCCAGGCAGUGUGGGAAAUGGUCAGUUCACUUGCAUGCGUGGCUUCUUCUGUAGAAAACAACCUUUGCAAGGCCUUUCCUGGCACACAGAACUUUCUUCCCAGCAGUGGCCCACGGGCUUCCCCCUCAGAGGAAAGUGUGCAGCCUAGAAGAGCAAGAGAAGCAGGUGAAGACAGAAGCGAGAUGAGGAAGUAGCCGGAGCCCUGCACUGAGAGGCGUGUGAGGGCUCUUCUGUACAGGAUGCAAAGACCAGGUUAGAAGUAAAUGAGCUGACCACAAAGCCGAGCCUUGUUGUGGAAGAAUCUGGCCACCAUAGUUUCAUGAGUGAUGUUUCCUGUGACUUCAGUUUGAGAGAAAUCGUGACUAAUCUCAAGGAAGAUAAAAUCCAGAGUGGUUAUGAAUUUGAUGAAACUGCAAAUGGAUUCAGACAACAGUGAGUCCUAAAUCAUCGUGAGAAAGAGACCUCAGGGAAUGACUAUACUCAGGAUAGUUAAUAGCAAGUGCUUUCCUGAACAGGUAGAACUUCUGUAGUCUUAUGGGAAACCUCCUGAAAUGCAGAAGUAUCAGCGUAAUAUAGGGGAAAGGGACUUCAGACCUCAUUAGGCAUCAAAAAAGUUAUCCUAGGGAAAUGAUUUCUGAAGAUAGUAAAGAUGGGAAGGCCUUACCUCAGAAUUCUAAGCUUGCUAGACAUCAGGGAAUCCACACUGGAGAGAAUCCUUACGAAUGUGAUCAGUGUGGAAAGGCUUUCAAAUUUCACUCUGUACUUCGGAAUCAUCAGAGAACCCAUGCUAGAAGGAAACCUUAUGAAUGUACGCAAUGUGGAAAGACUUUCAGAAGUAGAUCCAGUCUUGCUGUACAUCAAAGAAUCCACACUGGAGAAAGACCUUAUGAAUGUAAUCAGUGUGGAAAAACUUUCAGAGAUAGCUCCAAUCUUAAUAAUCAUCAGAAAAUCCAUACUGGAGAAAAACCGUAUGAAUGUCAUCAGUGUGGAAAGGCUUUCAGAAAUAGAUCCAAUCUUACUCAUCAUCAAAGAAUUCAUACUGGAGAGAAACCCUAUGAAUGUAGUUGGUGUGGAAAGACUUUUACGGAGGGGGGCCAUCUUGCAUCCCAUCAGAGAAUCCACACUGGAGAGAAACCUUAUGAAUGUGAUCAGUGUGGAAAGGCUUUCACAGUUUGCUCUGCUCUUAGGAAACAUCAGAGAAUCCACUCUGGAGAGAAACCUUAUGAAUGUAAACAGUGUGGAAAGGCUUUCACAGACAGGAGCCAUCUUGCUUGCCAUCAAAGAAUCCACACUGGAGAAAAACCUUAUGAAUGUCAUCAAUGUGGAAAGACAUUCAGAACUAGAUCCAAUCUUACUAUUCAUCGCAGGAUCCACACUGGACAAAAACCUUAUGAAUGUCAUCAAUGUGGAAAGACUUUUACAACUGGAUCUAGUCUUACUCAUCAUCAAAAAAUCCACUCUGGAGAGAAACCUUAUGAAUGCCAUCAAUGUGGAAAAGCUUUCAUAAAGAGCUCCACUCUGAGGAGACAUCAGGGAAUCCACAAUAGAAAAAAUCCUUAUAAAUGUAAACAGUGUGAAGAAAUUUCAAAAGGGAGGAAUAAUCUUUUUGACCAUCAGCAAAUCCAUACCACAGAGAAACAUUUUGAAUAUGAACACUGUGGAAAGGUCACACAAAUCUCCAUACUUAAUCAACCUAAAAGAUUCCAAAGUGGAGAGCAAGGCCUGCAAAGAGGAAGUCUCCCCACCUGGGGUAUUCUACUCUCUGAAGAUAACCAAAGUCUGGCCCAAGGAGAGACCCUGGAGCCAGAGGGAAUGGCCCUGGGGACCCCAAGACCCCCGUCUGAGGGGCCAAUAACAUUCCAGGAUGUGGCUGUGGACUUGACGCAGGAGGAGUGGCGCCUCUUGGACCAUUCUCAGAGAGGGCUGUACCUGGAGGUCAUGCUGGAGAACGCCCAGAACGUGCUCUCUGUGGUUGCUAGAGAAGAUUUGAUCUCCCAUUUCCAGCAAGAAGCAGCACCAUGGAUGGCAGAUCCAAAAGGUACAAGGAGCUUCUGUCCAGAUGCAGAGACCAGUUUUGAAAUGAAUGAGAUGUCUACAAAGCUGAACCUUUUUGUGGAAGGACCUCACCCCCAAAGAUGCAUGAAUGAGGGUCCCUGUAACUUAGUCUUCAGAGGAAUCUGUGACUUUGAUAUCAAGGUUAGAAAGAAUCCAAAUACUGACUGUGUAUUUGAUGAAACUACAAUGGAAUCCAGACAAUAUUCAGUCCUAAAUCAGUAUAAGAAAAUUACCUCAAGGAAUGACCCUUUUCAGGAUAAUGAAUAUAGCAAAUACUUUCCUGAAGAAGUAGAAGUUCUCCAGACCCAUGAGAAACCUCCUGAACUGCAUAUGCAUCAAGGCAAUCUAGAGGAAAUGGCUUUCAGCUGGAGUUCACACCUCCUUAGACAUCCCCAAAAUAAUAAUGGAGAGAUGCUUUCUAUGAGUAAGAAAGGUGGGAAGGUCUUCAGUCAGAACUCUGAGCUCGCUAGCAAUCAGAGAAUCCACACUGUAGAGAGACCUUAUGAAUGUAAACAAUGUGGAAAGGCUUUCACAGUGAAGGGCCAUCUUGCUGCACAUCAGAGAAUCCACACUGGAGAAAAACCUUUUCAAUGCAAUCAGUGUGGAAAGACUUUCACACAGAAGGGCAGUCUUACCAAACAUCAAAGACUCCACACUGGAGAGAAACGUUAUGAAUGUACACACUGUGGAAAGGCUUUCACAAGGAGGGACAGUCUUGUUUCCCAUCAGAGAAUCCACACUGGAGAGAAACCUUAUGAAUGUAAACACUGUGGAAUGACUUUUACACAGAGCUCCAGUCUUGCUGAACAUCAUAGAAUCCAUACUGGAGAGAGACCUUAUGAAUAUGAACACUGGCAGGACUUUCACACUGAGGUGCCAUCUUGCUCAACAUCAGAGCUUUCACACUGGAGAGAAACAUUGUGAAUGUAAACAAUGUGGAAAGGCUUUGGAUAGAACUCUGGUGCUGCUACACAUCAGAGAAUUUACAGUAGACAGAAACUAUGAAUGUAAACAGUGUGGAAAGGAUUUCAUAGGGACACAUCUGAGUAUCCACAGUGGAGGGGAAUCUUUCAAAUAGAUGAAAGGGGAAAUACUUUAAUAUACCACCACAUUUUCUAAAUGUGAGAAAUUCCUAACUGGAGAGAAACCUCUGGAGUCGUGAAUAAGGGUGAGAUUUUAGUUGCUAUUCUUAGCUUAUUUAGCAGAAGAGAAUCCACACUGGAGAGAAACUUUAGGCAUAUGUUUAAUGUGGAAAAACCUUCAGGCAACCAUCAUCUGUUAUUCUCAACCCAAUAAUUCUUAUUGGAUAGAAAUCUUAUCACUGUUGUGAAUGAGGAGAGGCAUUCAAGUGGAGGUCAGUUUGUUCAGUAUUGGAAAAUGCCUUCUGAGGACUUUCACAUGUGGACUCCCAUGUGGGAAGGCUUCAGCUACACUUCAUCUCUUACUUUUUAUUAAAAGCUUCCUAGAGCAGAGAAACUUAAUAAACAUUCUCAAGGG
Molecule: messenger RNA, 5916 nt
Organism: Monodelphis domestica (gray short-tailed opossum)
Lineage: Eukaryota; Metazoa; Chordata; Mammalia; Didelphimorphia; Didelphidae
Biological process (GO): regulation of DNA-templated transcription
Molecular function (GO): DNA-binding transcription factor activity, RNA polymerase II-specific; RNA polymerase II cis-regulatory region sequence-specific DNA binding
Source: RefSeq, a predicted model, not a curated record